Molecule: messenger RNA, 1517 nt
Organism: Cylicocyclus nassatus
Lineage: Eukaryota; Metazoa; Nematoda; Chromadorea; Rhabditida; Strongylidae
Source: the annotation of a GenBank genome assembly
GGAUGAGAACACUCUUUCUUUUCCUUCUUCUGGUCUGCGUAAGUGCUGGCCUGCUCGAUCUGAACAAAAUAAACCAACUUAAGAGACGGCUGGCUGAAUUGCAUUCGGAUAUAGACGUUGAACGUCAACUUGCAAUUCGUAGAAAGCUGGAUAGAUAUGCGAAAGUACCGAAGUUGAAUCUGCAACAGCAAAAUAAUCUCAGAAAAAGGCUGAAGGCACUGAAACCUAUCCAAUGGACGGAAGAUAACUCGAUUGAAGCUGUAAACGAGAAAAGUGGAAUGUCUGAACUACUGUAUCAAGGAGAUAUAAUCCUAACAGAAGCGCAAGCUAAUGAGAUAAUUGCGGAAGAAAAUGGUACACGUCCACGAAGACAAGCAGAUGACAACCUAGGCAAAUGGGAUAAACGCUUGUAUUAUUCUUUCGACUCUAGUGCAACUGAAGAAAUGAAGGCUGCCGCUCGAAAAGGAACAAAAUUGUGGAACGAUACUACAUGCAUCGACAUGAUUGAAAGCGAUAGCGCUCCCGAACGUGUAGAAGUUUAUCGUGGAGAAGGAUGCAGUUCUUUAGUUGGAAACGGACACAGAGUGCAACAGCUUUCUCUGGGUGAUGGAUGUGAACAUUACUGGAUUGCUGCGCACGAGUUUGGUCACGCUCUCGGGUUGCACCACACUCAGGCGAGGUAUGACCGUGACAACUACGUCUCCAUCGCUACCGAAAACAUCAAGGAUGGUCGUGAGAACAAUUUUAACAAACAAAGCAAAAAAUCAUCUAAUAACUAUGGCCUACCCUAUGACUUCGGCAGCAGGAUGCACUACACAGGAUAUGCUUUUGCGAAAGAUAAAAUGAAGCCAACGAUAAUACCUCACGAAGAAUAUGAAAAUUACCUCGAAACGAUGGGCUCACCAUUUUUGAGUUUCUAUGACGUACGUCUCAUGAACAAAUUCUACGGUUGCCUCGACAAAUGCGCAUCUAUUCACUCGGCUGCACAAUGCAAAAAUGGUGGCUAUCCAAAUCCUCGAGAUUGCUCCAAAUGCAUUUGUCCGCAUGGAUUCGGUGGUGCUGUUUGCACCGAAAGACCAAACACCUGCGGUGCAACUGUCAAGGCUCUUUCCGAAAAGCAAAGUAUUGAAGACACUUUGGGAGAUAUAAAUGACGCAACAUCACGUGAUGAAUUCGAUAUGUGCUACUACUGGAUUAGGAAUCCUCAGAAAAAAACAGUCGAAUUAACAAUCACAGACCUUGUUAUUAAAUUUAAGAAAUCAGGCAUGACAUAUGCAACUUCCGAUGUGGGCUGCACUUUAGGAGGAGUUGAGAUCAAAGCACAGACAGAUUACAAGAACAGCGGCUACAGAUUCUGUAGCAUGCAAAACAAGGGGAAGAAAAUUUAUUCAUCAAACAGCGUUAUUCCUGUCAUACUUUACAGCCGCAAGGGAGCUACUGACCUCCAGUUGGACUAUCGCACAAUCAAUGCACCGAUGCAGACAUGGGUCAUGGGUGUGGUGCAAGAGGAACGAUAG